AUGAGGUUUCGAACCCUUGACCUCCAACUCAAAUACUCAACCUCUUCCGCUACACCAACAUGGUUCAUUAGGAAGAGGGUCAUGGGGGAUGAGAUGGCAGAUAAGAUGAAGUAUGUAGAUGAGGUUGUAUUGAAGAGAAGGAAAAGCAAUGAAGAGCUGGCUUUAAGGAGGAAAGAGCAGUUGGAGCAGAGGAAGUUUAGGUCUCAGAAAAAUAAGCAAGAAUUUAUUAAGAAACCUGAAGAUUUCGUCAAAGAGUUUCGCUACAGGGAGAUGGACCUCGUCCAUAUGAAACACAGGUUAAAGAGAAAAAGGCCAGAAUUGGAGACAACUAACUCACAGCUUCUUUUGGUCAUUCGCAUACAGGGGAAAAAUGACAUGCAUCCUACUGUUAGGAAGACCUUAUACAGCCUAAGAUUGAGGAAGAUUUUCAAUGCUGUCUUUGUGAAAGCAAGUGAUGCAAUAAUAGAGAAGUUGCUGAGGGUGCAGCCGUAUGUUUCCUAUGGGUAUCCUAACCUUAAGAAUGUGAGGGAGCUGAUUUACAAGAAGGGUUUUGCAAAGAUAGACAAGAAGAAAGUGCCUCUGACAGACAACAACCUUAUUGAACAGGAAAUGGGGAAGCAUGAUAUUAUAUGCAUAGAAGAUAUAGUGCAUGAGAUUGCUACCAUUGGCCCACAUUUUAAGGAGGUUACCAGUUUUCUAUGGCCCUUUGUGCUUAACAAGCCAGAAGUAGGACUGAAAGGGUCAAAAAUGGCAUACAAGGAUGGUGGAGACGCAGGCGAUCGCGAGGACAAGAUCAAUGAACUAAUUAGCAAGAUGAAUUAG
Prunus armeniaca (apricot) is the source of this 822-nucleotide messenger RNA. The record is from the annotation of a GenBank genome assembly. Lineage: Eukaryota; Viridiplantae; Streptophyta; Magnoliopsida; Rosales; Rosaceae.